This is a messenger RNA of Phyllopteryx taeniolatus (common seadragon), 3660 nucleotides long. RefSeq names its product polymerase (RNA) III (DNA directed) polypeptide E (gene polr3e). Gene Ontology annotation, biological process: DNA-templated transcription. The coding region runs from base 1090 to 3138 and encodes 682 amino acids. Lineage: Eukaryota; Metazoa; Chordata; Actinopteri; Syngnathiformes; Syngnathidae. Gene Ontology annotation, cellular component: RNA polymerase III complex; nucleus. The record is from RefSeq and is a predicted model, not a curated record. The transcript is spliced from 22 exons.
UUUAAAAAAAGUAAAAUAUGUAAACCAAUUUAUUUGAAUAAUAAAAUAAUUUGUUCCAUUUUUAAAACUAUUCAUAAUUAAUUAACCAAGUACUUAAUUGCUUUUUGUGUGUAACAUUUUUUAGUUUACCAAAAUGUUUAUUGUAGCAUUUGCAAAAAAACAAAUCAACUUUAUUUGGAAUUGAAUAAGUUAAUAGGUACAUUUUAAUUAUCCAUCCAUUUUCUGAGCCACUUCUCCUCACUAGGGUCGCAGGCAUGCUGGAGCCUAUCCCAGCUAUCAUCGGGCAGGAGGCGGGGUACACCCUGAACUGGUUGCCAGCCAAUCGCAGGGCACAUACAAGCAAACAACCAUCUGCACACACAUUCACACCUACGGGCAAUAUAGAGUUGUCAAUUAACUUACCAUGCAUGUUUUUUGGGGAUGUGGGAGGAAACCGGAGUGCCCGGAGAAAACCCACGCAGGCACAGGGAGAACAUUCAAACUCCACACAGGCGGGGCCGGGGAUUGAACCCCGGACCUCAGAACUGUGAGGCAGACGAUUCUGUUUUUAAUCCAAUUUGGGAUCACCAACCGAGACGGUGACGUGAUCCCGAAUUGAUUGGAUUUGAUUUAACUGAUUAUAAAAUGUCGACAAGUCGCUCGUGGUAGCGUGGCCGAGCGGUCUAAGGCGCUGGAUUAAGGUUCCAGUCUCUCCGGAGGCGUGGGUUCGAAUCCCACCGCUGCCAGGAUUUUUGGACUCCAUAUGCUCCAUAUACUCCAAUGUCAAACGUUACAGGACAGCAGUUUGUCUUAACCAAAAGGAAUAAAGAAAAUCAAAAAAUGAAUCAGCAUUUAAUGACUCGCUGUGCAUUGUGGGCUCGGCCUCGCUCCCCACGCACGUGGAUCCGAGUCAACAUGGUGCUCGAGUUCGAACAUCUUCCACUGCGUCGUCAGCUUGACCAGACUGAUGUCACGCCGAUGAGAUAGCCUCCACACCCGGCUACGUGUGCAGGUUGGAUUCACUCUUCCAUCACCUCCCUUCCCCUCCUUAACCUGCUUUCUAAAAUAUGGCCAGCGGAGAUGACGAUGACCCCAUUAUAGAGGAGAUUGAUGUCUAUCUGGCCAAAAGUCUUGCAGAGAAGCUUUAUCUACUCCAGUCUUACCUCAUGUGGAGUUGAACAGUACCCCGUGCGACCAUCCACCAUGACCUACGACGAUGUCAACCUUUUGGCAGCUAAGAUCAAACCCAAGCAGCAACGGGUGGAGCUGCAGAUGGCCAUGGACACCAAGAGCCCCAACUACUGUCGCAGCAAGGGCGAGCAGAUAGCGCUGAAUGUGGACGGCACCGGCUACGAGGAGAGCAACACCUAUUCAGUGAAAAUGAUGGACAAUCAGACCUUCUCGUCCAUCCAGGCUACCACCAACACUUCCCGAUACGCCGCUGCCAUCUUCAGAAAAGGUGAACUUCAUGUGACGCCGCUGACCGGAAUCCUUCAGAUGAGGCCCAGCUUUGCGUACCUGGACAAGGCCGACAACAAAACCAGGGAGCGAGAGGCGGCCAACGAAGGUGGAGACUCGUCCCAGGACGAAGGCGAGGAGGAAGCCAAGGCCAUUUCGGUGAGGUUUGCUCGGCCCGAGUCGGAGCAGGCGCGCCAGAGGAGGAUCCAGUCGUACGAGUUCCUCCAGAAGAAGCAGGCGGAGGAGCCCUGGAUCCACCUCCAGUACCACGGCAUCAAGGAUGGGCGUUCUGAACACGAGAGACAAUAUUUGUUCUGUCAGCGUGUGGACACCUCCGACAACUCUGAGCUUGUUAAAACGCCCAAGGAGUACCUCACUAUGCUGAUGCCGCCGCUGGCAGAAGAAAAAUUCGUAAAGCCCGUCGGCCCGAGCAACGUGCUCUCCAUGGCCCAGCUGCGCACGCUCCCACUUGGAGAACAGAUCAAGACGCUGAUGAAGAACGUCAAGGUGAUCCAGUUCGCCAGCCUGAUGGGCCUGCUGGCCUCAGGCAGCGACUCUGUCACGGUGCUGCGCUGCAUCCAGCAGGUGGCGUUGCUAGUCCAGGGCAACUGGGUGGUGAAGAGUGAUGUUCUGUAUCCCAAAAACACGUGCAGUCCUCACAGCGGUGUUGCGGCUGAUGUGCUGUGUCGGGGGCGGGACUUUGUGAUGUGGCGGUUCACUCUGGAACGUUCCCUGAUGAGAAAGGAAGUGACAGCCAUGAUCAAACUUCCUCCGGAGGAUGUGAAGGACUUCUUGGAGCAGGUGGCGGUGCCGCGAGUCAACCGCGGCUGGGAGUUCCUGCUGCCCGCCGACGUCGACUUUGUCAAGAAACACGCCGACGUGGCCCAGCGGCAGCAAAUGCUGUGGUUGGGCAUCCAGAGCAAGUUGGAAAAAGUCUUCAACUUCUCUAAGGAUGAUUUCCUGCCAAAGAAUUCUCCGCUGCCUGAGCCGGUCCACAUCAGCGGCGAGCAGCGUCUGAAGUUGGCCCAGGAUCGCGCUCAGGAGAAGCAGGCUUCUCUCCAAAUGGAUCUGGAGGCCAAGCGAGCAGGAAGCGGCGGCGUCCGCAUCAAACAGGAGCCCCUCAGUGACGGCGAGGCCGAACCCAUGGACGUCUCCCCUCCACUGCCGUCUUCGUCGGGCAUCCCCAACGGCUCCCUCAACGGCUACCCCGGGGAAGGGCACACAAACGGCGGUAGCCCCUCUAACGUGCCCUCCCCGGAGCUGCUGGACUUUGUGACAAAGACCUUCGGGAACAAUCCCGUGCUGACGCUGAACGAGCUCAAGAGGCUCUUCAGCCUCCACCUGGCCUCCAUUCCGGCAGGACACAUCCCCUUCGGACCCGUGUCGGACCACAUGCUGCAGGACGCCGCGCUGCUCAGCCGCUGCAAACAGAUCAUGGUGCCUUUCCCUGCUCUGACCACGGCAUCUGCCGACGAGCAAAAGGUGUUCGGCUUGUGGGAGACCGGAGAGGACUUCGACAAGCACCGCCGCCUGCUCUACGAGAUGUUCACCAAAACUUACCGUGUGCGGCGGAGCGCGGUGCAAGCCCGGCUCAGCGAGGAGUUUGGCGACGUCUCCAAGGCUGACCUGGACCGGCUGCUCAAGGAAUGCUGUAGCAGCCAUGCCGGCAUGUGGUAUCUGAAAGGAACCAUUCAGUCCUGACCCACGCAGCCCGCCCCCGGGGGCACCCUCAGCCAAUCACAGUGUCCCGAGGGAGCGCGGCCGAGGUGAGAGCCGGUCGCGGCCGGUCACGACGACGACGACGUCUGCCGCUGGGAACGCUGAAAAAGAGGUCUUUGAAGGAGAAACGCUCGAAACACAAAUGCAUCAUUAUUUUUGGAGGGUUUGAUUUCUGAAGGACCUUUUUGAAGCCUAAAUGGCUGCCAUUUUGCGUUCAUCUUUUACCAAAAUAAUGGAUGACAUAAUCCAAAAGACACAAGUUGCCUCAAUCCUGAAAUCAUGUGAUGGCACAUUUCUUUUCCCAUUAACAACAAAAAAAGAAAAUCAAGACGAAAACCAUGAGCUAAUUUCAGACUUCAUUGCGCUCUACUACCAAAUCGUGGUCAGAAUGACAGUAGUGGUCAGAAAGUGUGGACAAACUUUUGACUGCUGCAUUUUGUUUGCUUUUCACUCAAAUGUACAAAAACGGUUGUGGAUGAUCAAUUAAAACAAACAAUGAAAACA